Messenger RNA from Drosophila ficusphila, 1045 nucleotides. RefSeq lists its product as uncharacterized. Gene Ontology annotation, cellular component: extracellular region. NCBI's taxonomy places the organism in Eukaryota, Metazoa, Arthropoda, Insecta, Diptera, Drosophilidae. Gene Ontology annotation, molecular function: chitin binding. The record is from RefSeq and is a predicted model, not a curated record. Bases 54 to 809 code for a protein of 251 amino acids. The transcript is spliced from 3 exons.
UUUAAUUGCCUUGCAAUUCUGCGAAAGUAUCAUCCUUAUUAUUUCCCAUUAAAAUGCAGAACAUUUUAAUAAUUUUAAUUAUAGUUUCUUGUGGCUUAGUUGUUGUUGAGCCGCUGAAUUGCCAGGAAUGUUUAUCAGACAAUGAUGUCUACUGUGUCGAUCAGACUUCUUACAAAUAUUGUAUGAACAACAAUCCCUUUGGCAAUGUGGUUAGUUGUCCCACAGGAACAGUUUGCACCAAUGCGAAUGCAAUUUGUGUAGAAAGUUCUGAUUUAUCUGAUACAGUAGAGGAUGUGUGUGGAAAUUCCGCAGAUGGUGGUUGUGCAACGUGUACGGAAAUGUACACAUGUGUUAGCAAAAAUCAGUUCGUGAGAUGUUCUGGCUCAACUUUAAUCGACUCCUAUGUAUUUGAUUGUGAUUCCGAUGAGAUUUGCAAUUUAAAAGCCUUUAAAGACUAUGGCAACAUCUGUGUGCCAUCGUGCGUUGUUGAUUUUCUGGAUAUUAAAGCCAGUUGCAGCAACAGUGAAUACACGACUACAACAACCGCUGCUCCGGCAACUACUACUCCCAGCGUUGAAGAUGAAAAGAGUGCCUGCAGUGAGGCAGCAACGGAUAAUAGUAUUCCAGCGACCACCAAGUACUUCUUCACAAUAUACAAAUCGGAUAAAACCUGCCACACUUAUUUGUACUGCCAAAGGAAUGCAGACACCGAAUGGAAAACCGUGUUUUUCUCGUGUCCUUCAACCGAACCUUAUUACGAUUCUGCUAAAAACACGUGUGUGGCCACCAAGCCUACUGGUUGCACCUAAAGAAAAUUCUAAGUUACUGCAAAAUAUGCAAGUUUGAUUGUGAGAAAAUUGGAGAAAUAUACAUAUGUAUCUCUUCAAUUAAAUGCAGCAACAAAAAAAAUGUUAUCAGGCUUGUUUGUAAACUGAUUGCUUUUAAAAUAAUUGCUUCAAAAUAAGAAUAAAUAUUUUGUGUACAUAUACAUAUAUUUGAAUAUUUACAAGAAAUAAAUCUUGGUAUCUAUUACUAAAAAAAAGAA